This is a messenger RNA of Ostrea edulis (European flat oyster), 2328 nucleotides long. RefSeq names its product E3 SUMO-protein ligase ZBED1-like. NCBI's taxonomy places the organism in Eukaryota, Metazoa, Mollusca, Bivalvia, Ostreida, Ostreidae. Bases 769 to 2073 code for a protein of 434 amino acids. Gene Ontology annotation, molecular function: protein dimerization activity. The transcript is spliced from 2 exons. The record is from RefSeq and is a predicted model, not a curated record.
AUUGUCGAUCGUUAAGAGGUGAUCGAUUUCGAUUAUCGAUUUCAUAAUCGAUUGUCGCUAUUAGGUUAGGAACGAAUUACGCGAAUAAAACAUGUACGAAUUAAUUAAUACCAUUCGCUAGAAAAUUUAAAAAUGGCAGCCGAUGCAAAUAACAACUUGGAGAAGAUAAUAUACGAAUAUCCUGGAAAAGCAAAGUCAGAUGUUUGGAAGUUUUUUUGGAUUUUAUAAGAAAAAAGAUGGUCCGCCCAUUAAAGAAAAUCUCGACAUGUCGUUUGCUGUAUGCAAAGUGUGCAGGAAGACUUACGCCAACAAAGGUAAUACUACAAACUUCAAAAAUCACAUUGAUAGCGAACAUGGUGGUAGUUUGCCCAAAAAUAUGCCAACCAAGCAACAUCAGCCAUCCAUUGACACAUUUGUGAAUUCUAAUACACAGAAAGGAAAACUGAAUGUUGACAGACAACAUAAAAUUGAUGAUUCCCUCAACAAACUUAUAGUUGGAAAGGUCAUACCAAUUAGCAUUGUAGAGAAUGUGUACUUUAGAGACUUUGUUGCCCUUCUGGAACCGAGGUACAAAAUACCAUCAAGAUUUACAGUGAUAUAUAGAUUAGAAAAAAAAGAAGGAAGAAAUUGGAGCAAAAUUAAAUAAUGAUUUAGAAUCGGUCAAAGACAUUUCCAUCACACAUGAACACGGAGUCGUAUUUUACCACAACAAUACACUACAUCGACAGGUCAUUGGAACUGUAGAGUGCUGUGUUAGGUACUGUGAAAAUGGAAUUAAGUCAUACUUCAGAAAACAUAGCAAACAAUCUGCAAAAAACACAACUACAAUGGAAACUUCCACAGCCAAUUGCUACAAGUGACAAUGCAGCAAAUGAAGUAAAAGCAUAUGAAAUUCUAGGCUGGAGCAGGUUCGGGUGUUAUGGGCACCGUAUUAACUUAAUUGUGAAGCACUCGCUCUUGGUGAAGGAAGUUGAUAGAAUCUUGGGGAAGUCGCGCAAGUUGGUAACCUUUUUUCACAAAUCAAGCAGUGUCACAGAAAUGCUUCUUUCAAAGCAGAAACUAUUACUGAAUCAGGAGCAAGUUGGGCAUAAAUUCAUUAUUGAUGUCGCAACUCGAUGGAAUUCUACUUUGUAUAUGCUCCAACGCCUUGUGGAACAGACACCAGUUCUCAUGGCACUUGCAAAUGAUCCAGAUCUCUCAAAAACAGCAUCCAACACGUUGAAGAAUUGUGUGUUCAGUUUUCAAGAACUAAGCAUUGUUGAAAAACUUGUUGAACUUCUUUCACCAUUUGAGAAAGCCACAACUAUUCUGUGUGCUGACAAGUACCCAACCAUGCAUAAAGUACUGCCAGUUAUAACCAAAUUGUUACGGAUCGUAGAGUUAAAUGAUGAAGACCUGCCAGUCAUAAAACAUAUAAAACAGCAAAUGCAACUGGAAAUGGACAAGAGGGCUGUUUCAGAGGACAUUUCAGUUAUCGUAUGCAUGAUGAAUCCAUUCACGAAAGAUUUGAAUUUUGCACCAAACGAUAGGGAUCGGGCUCGAAUGUUAUUGAGAGAGAUGGUGUCAGUUCUUGAUGUGAAUCCAGUCCAGGUGAAACAAGAGAAAGUUGAUGACAAAAUUGUUCCUGCACUACCCUCUCUACCCUCAAUGAAUUCUCAGCCUGAAGAACAAGUAUCCCCUGAUGGAGGAAGUGAGCCAGACACUCAGCCACCGAAGACAAAAAAACUAAAAUCUGCAGAUACUGACGAUUGGCUAGAUGAUAUUGUAAUUACAGGAGAAACGAAGGAACCCACAGAGAAUACUGCAUAUUUGGAAGUUGAGCGUUUUUUUGGAAGCAAACUUAUUGAUGAAGAUCAAAACCUUACUGUUUUAGAGUGGUGGAAGAAGAAUGAAAUCUUCUUCCCCAGAAUAGCUCUAAUCGCCAAAAUAUAUCUGUGUGUUCCUGCUUCCUCUGUGUCUAGUGAGAGGGUAUUCAGUCUUGCAGGUGAAAUUGUAAACAAGAAACGAAACAGGCUGCAUCAUAGUCAUGUGGACUUGUUGAUAUUUUUGAACAAAAAUUUGAAAUAUUGGUAGUUGCAUGUAACAAAUGCAAUGAUAAUGGAGUUAGUUAACACUAAAAUAUGUGUUUGGUCACAGACUGUGUAGUCUUUGAGUUUGAACAUGGAGACUUUAUUUUUCUUCCAGGAAAGUACACAACAAAUCUGUUUAAUGAAGACUUUUAUUGUCAUUUAUUGACAUGUUUCUAUUAUAGUUGCAAGUAGCAACUUUACAGACCCAUCUGCAUUCUGUAGUUUUGUUUACAUGUUAAAAUAAAAGAUGGAAACCGUU